UCACGAUCUUCCCAAUAUUCUUGAGAUACGACGAGGAUGAGAGUCUAAACCAACAUAGAACGCAAAUUUGGCUGCGUUUUCGUCAAGCCCAUGGUGUUUAUUAGCUCAUUCUUCUGGACGUAAAAAUUGUCGGACUUACAUAGUUUCCGCAAUGCACGCUGAAUGUAAAUAAUCCCUGUCUCCAGGACUGCAGAUCACAUGAUGAUAAUAUGACUAUUACUGUAACACAUAACACUCACGACUGGAGAUGGUGCAGUGAGCCACAGAAUCUCCUACGACUUCAAAUCAAAGGCUUGCGCAGAGAUAUACCAAAAAUAUUUGACCAUGCGUGCAAUCCUGCAGUUAGCAGUGUUGUCCUCCAUAGUUAUUGUUGCUCAAGCAAAGAACAUCAGUCAGCCUCAUAUAAUAUUCAUCUUGGCUGAUGAUUUGGGCUGGGAUGAUGUGAGUUUUCAUGGUUCAAAGCAAAUUCCGACUCCUAAUAUUGAUGGUUUGGCAAACAAUGGAGUGAUCUUGAACAACUACUAUGUGUCACCAAUUUGCUCUCCAAGUCGCAGUACUAUCAUGACAGGAAAAUAUCCCAUACACACAGGAAUGCAACACAGUGUUAUCAUGGGUGGAGAGCCUUUUGGGUUAGGUCUGGAGGAAAAAUUGCUACCUCAGUUUCUCAAAGAAUUGGGUUAUGCCACACAUGCUGUGGGAAAGUGGCAUCUGGGAUUCUUCAAGUAUGACUAUACCCCAACGAAAAGAGGAUUUGACUCAUUCUUUGGAUACUGGCUGGGUGCUGGUGACUACUGGGAUCAAUCUGAAGCUGAAAUGUAUGGGUCAUGGGGAUUGGACCUUAGGAACAAUACAGAGCCUGUGCAUAACCAGUGGGGAAAUUACCGCACCUAUAUGUUCACAGACCAUGCUGUAAAUUUGAUCAACUCACACAACACCUCCAAACCACUCUUUUUGUACCUGGCACAUGAAGCAGUUCAUAGUGCAAAUGCACACCAACCACUUCAAGCACCAAAGGAUCUGAUUAACAAGUUUAACGACAGCAUCCAUGAUGAGGAUCGGCGAGUUUUUGCAGCAAUGGCUACAGCACUGGAUCAAUCUGUUGGAAAGGUGAUUGACACACUCAGGGCAAGAGGAAUGUAUGAUAACUCCAUCAUUGUGUUUAGUACUGACAAUGGUGGACCAGCCAAUGGUGUAAGUCGGAACACAGCUUGUAAUUAUCCGCUGAGAGGAACCAAGUAUACUUUGUGGGAAGGAGGAAUCAGGGGAACCUCUUUUGUCCACAGCCCCCUCUUGGCAUCCACAGGCCGUGUGAGCAUGGACCUAAUGCAUCUGUCAGACUGGCUCCCUACGCUCUACGGGCGUGCGGGUGGGGACGUGCAGAAGCUCCUUAACAUAGAUGGGUACGAUAUGUGGCCUUCUUUGUCCAAGGGCGAGAAGUCUCCUCGAAAGGAAUUGGUGCAUAACAUUGACCCAGUGACGUGGGCAUCUGCGCUGCGAUAUGAACAAUGGAAACUGUUGGUGAAUGAAACUGACGGUGGUGGUCGUGACGGAUGGUACCCACCGCCGGGGAUCGAGGAAAACGCACGAUCACUGCGCAAUUUCACCACCUCCCUUCCCUCUCUGAAAAACGCAGUUGUGACGUGCGGACCGCAGCCAGCUGAGCCCACAAAGUGUGGCGUCAAGGACGGGCCAUGCCUCUUCAACAUCCAAGACGAUCCAUGUGAGUACACCAACGUAGCCGAGAAAGAGAAGGACGUGCUGAAAAUGAUGUUGCAAUUGCUGGAGAAGUACAAAGCGACUAUGGUGCCGAUUAGGAAUAAACCCUACGACAAGAACGCGGAUCCCAAAUUCCAUGAUGGCGUGUGGACAGCGUGGUGUGACGAGAAACCAAAUGAGAACUGCGAGGAGUAGUGCCAGGGCACUCAGUGUGGUUGAUCGUCACUUAGCAGGUUGUGGGUGGGGAUUUAAAAGAAUUAAGGCAGAAAUGAUUGUAAUUUGGUUCCUUCGGUAACGUGAUUGCGUCUUUCAAAUUCAUCUUUACCAAAAGCCAUGGGCAAACAUCUCUUAAUGGAAAACAAAGAAUUGCCACGUU
Pocillopora verrucosa is the source of this 2092-nucleotide messenger RNA. RefSeq names its product arylsulfatase J. The record is from RefSeq and is a predicted model, not a curated record. NCBI's taxonomy places the organism in Eukaryota, Metazoa, Cnidaria, Anthozoa, Scleractinia, Pocilloporidae.